GCCUGCCAGUCGCCCGGAUGUCCUCAUCGUCACUAUUUAAACCCUCGCCGCUCACCGGUGCCGUGCUCAUUCCUCCGACCUCAUCUCAAAAAUGGCGUUUCAAAAGAUCAAGGUCGCGAAUCCCAUCGUCGAGAUGGACGGGGAUGAAAUGACCCGAGUAUUUUGGAAAUCAAUUAAAGACAAGCUUAUUUUUCCUUUUCUGGACUUGGAUAUAAAGUAUUUUGACCUAGGCCUUCCUAACCGUGAUGCCACGGACGAUAAGGUUACAGUAGAAAGUGCAGAAGCUACUCUUAAGUAUAAUGUGGCAAUCAAAUGUGCAACAAUUACUCCCGAUGAAGCUCGCAUGAAGGAAUUCAACCUAAAGUCCAUGUGGAAGAGUCCUAAUGGAACGAUCAGGAAUAUAUUGAACGGUACUGUAUUCAGAGAGCCAAUUAUCUGCAAAAAUGUCCCUCGUCUUAUACCAGGAUGGACAAAGCCCAUAUGCAUUGGAAGGCAUGCAUUUGGUGAUCAGUAUAGAGCAACUGAUAUGGUUGUCAAAGGACCUGGCAAGCUCAAACUAGUAUUUGAGGGAAAAGAAGAGGAUGUGCAAUUAGAGGUUUUUAACUUUACUGGUGCUGGAGGAGUGGCUUUAUCAAUGUAUAACACCGACGAGUCCAUCCGUGCUUUUGCUGAGGCUUCGAUGAACACAGCCUACCAGAAGAAGUGGCCCCUCUAUCUGAGCACGAAAAACACAAUCCUGAAGAAGUAUGACGGAAGGUUCAAGGAUAUAUUUCAGGAAGUUUAUGAAGCUGGAUGGAAAUCCAAGUUUGAGGCUGCUGGAAUAUGGUAUGAACAUCGUCUCAUUGAUGAUAUGGUUGCAUAUGCACUGAAAAGUCAGGGUGGUUACGUUUGGGCUUGCAAGAACUAUGAUGGAGACGUCCAGAGUGAUUUCUUAGCUCAAGGUUUUGGAUCUCUAGGUCUGAUGACAUCAGUACUGGUUUGUCCUGAUGGAAAAACAAUUGAAGCUGAAGCAGCUCAUGGAACUGUAACCCGACACUACAGGGUCCACCAAAAAGGAGGUGAGACUAGUACAAACAGCAUUGCCUCAAUCUUUGCUUGGUCUCGAGGACUUGCACACAGAGCAAAGCUAGAUGAAAAUGCUAGAUUGCUUGAUUUCACGGAAAAACUGGAAGCUGCUUGCAUUGGAACUGUUGAGUCUGGGAAGAUGACUAAAGAUCUUGCGCUUCUUAUUCAUGGAUCCAAGGUGUCCCGUGACCAGUAUCUAAAUACCGAGGAGUUUAUUGAUGCAGUUGCUGCAGAGCUUAAAGCAAGACUCUAAACAAAGAGGUUCGAAUUUGUUGGGAUUGCUGAAAACAAAUUAUUGUAAUUGAGAGGCACUGUGAUUAAUUGGAGGAGCUCUGGUGUCUCAGUGUGCUGAAUUCUUGAAACAGGAUUUGGUUCUAUUUUAGACAAACUUGUUGAUUUACGUCUAUUGAUAAAUAUUAGCACUUAAUUCAUCUUGUGCUGCAUAAUCAUGCAAUUUAGUAAGUACUUUUACUCUUCGAUGGAGCUUGCCGUGUGGAUUUAUUAUGAAAUAGAAUUUGGAUCUGCCAUAUUUCAUCCCUA
Messenger RNA from Asparagus officinalis (garden asparagus), 1605 nucleotides. Its product is annotated as cytosolic isocitrate dehydrogenase [NADP]. The record is from RefSeq and is a predicted model, not a curated record. Gene Ontology annotation, biological process: isocitrate metabolic process. Gene Ontology annotation, molecular function: NAD binding; magnesium ion binding; isocitrate dehydrogenase (NADP+) activity. Lineage: Eukaryota; Viridiplantae; Streptophyta; Magnoliopsida; Asparagales; Asparagaceae. Bases 92 to 1318 code for a protein of 408 amino acids. The transcript is spliced from 16 exons. Gene Ontology annotation, cellular component: mitochondrion.